Messenger RNA from Lactuca saligna, 327 nucleotides. The record is from the annotation of a GenBank genome assembly. NCBI's taxonomy places the organism in Eukaryota, Viridiplantae, Streptophyta, Magnoliopsida, Asterales, Asteraceae.
AUGGGACUAAAGGUUAGCUUGACGGUUCAAACCGAAGACUUUAUAAAUGUACAAAUCAAAGGAUUCCAAGGUGCCAAUCAUGUUCUUUACAAGUUCACUUUGGCUGAUUUGCCAUUUCUGAACCCCUUUGAUUGGAUCUUGUUAUUUAACAUUGUUGUGAAAGACAUGAAGAAAUAUGAGCCCAUCUAUGAACACUUGAAAAGGAUGAUUAAGUGUUAUAUCCUUGAGAUUGCAAAGAUGGAUGUUGAAAUAGCUUAUGUUCUUAAAAAGAGACCAUUUUUCAAGCCGUUUGAUCUACCAGAAGACAUUCAACAUCUAAAUGGAUGA